AUGGAUGAAGGAGAGAACCACAGGUGCCUCAAGGUGGAGAAAUCUCCGAGACGCAAAUUCACCGUGCCGAAAAUUGAUCUCGAAGAGAUCGGCAAAAACUCACCCUUCACUCUGUCGCCGCGAGCGAGCAAAGCGAUGAGCAGGAGCAAGUCGAACUGCCUCUGCUCUCCCACCACGCAUGUUGGCUCCUUCAGAUGCCGGAUCCACCGCAGCUCAAGCAUCUCCCGCGGCAGCUCGGUUGGCUCGAACCUCUCCGAACUGGGCUCCAAAUCGAGCGGGGUCGGCGAUUCCGUGGAGGCUCAGUGA
Eucalyptus grandis is the source of this 306-nucleotide messenger RNA. RefSeq lists its product as uncharacterized. The transcript has a single exon. The record is from RefSeq and is a predicted model, not a curated record. The coding region runs from base 1 to 306 and encodes 101 amino acids. NCBI's taxonomy places the organism in Eukaryota, Viridiplantae, Streptophyta, Magnoliopsida, Myrtales, Myrtaceae.